This is a messenger RNA of Neltuma alba, 888 nucleotides long. Its product is annotated as disease resistance protein SUMM2-like. The transcript has 2 exons. The record is from RefSeq and is a predicted model, not a curated record. Gene Ontology annotation, molecular function: ADP binding. Lineage: Eukaryota; Viridiplantae; Streptophyta; Magnoliopsida; Fabales; Fabaceae. The coding region runs from base 1 to 888 and encodes 295 amino acids.
AUGGAGAAAGUGGGAGAUAUCAUAUGGGAUAUUGCAAAGUAUUUGUGUGGUUGCGCCAAACAAGAAGCUGGGUUUAUUUGUGAGUUGGAAGAGAAUCUGCAAUCUCUGAAAAGUAAAUGGGAAGAGCUUGAAGCUAAAAAGAAGGAUGUGGAAAACGAAUUGAAAAAGCUGAGCGCACUGAAGAGGGGAAAAAGACACAUGAAGUCGAUCUUUGGCUCCAACGUAUCCACAACAUUCAGAAGCUACAAGGUGGGAAAGAAGGUUGCCAAGAUGCUCACUGAAGUAGCUGAUCUAACAACCCAGGGACAGAGGUUUGGUAAGGAUUAUCAAAUUACUCACAAGCCACCAUGUAAAGGAAUUGGUCAAAUACCUGUUGAUAAGACAGUGGGGCAAGAUUUGAUAUUUCAUCAGGUAUGGAGUAGUAUUGAAGCAAAUAAUGUUGGUGUCAUAGGUUUAUGGGGAACUGGAGGGAUUGGAAAGACCAACUUACUGAAGAAAAUUAGCAAUGAACUUGGGGAGAGAAAGCCCGAUUUUCUUGUGAUUUGGGUGGUGGUAUCCAAAGAGCUUAACUUGGAUGCAAUCAUGGACAAUAUAAGAAAAUCAGUAGGAAUUGGAGAUGCUACUUGGAGUUCUUGCAAUAAUCAAGAAGAAAAAUCUUCAAAGAUUUUGGGUGUGUUGAAGCAGAUAAAAUUUGCUUUAUUACUGGAUGAUGUGUGGAAGGGAUUGGACUUGAAUUUGGUGGGGGUGCCACAUCCAGAAGAUUCAAACUUUGAGUGCAAAGUGUUGUUCACAACACGAGUGGAGGAUGUGUGUGAAAAAAUGCAAGCUCAAGAGUCAUUCAAAGUGGACUUUUUGAAUGAAAAGAAGCUUUGGAGUUAUUUUAUAUGA